GACCAGGAAGGGCUGACUCUGCUGUCGAGAGAGAGAGAGAGAGAGAGGGGGACUCCCCGUUCGGGUGAUUGACAGGAGAGUCAGUCCCGGGGAGCGCUCAGCCGCUUGUGUCUGUGAAGCCAGGCCGGCUGAGAGGAUGCAGGCUGCGGGAGAGGCUGGGGCUGCUACCCAGCAGGCUCUGUCCGUGCACAACUUCAGCGAGAAGCUGUCGGAGCAGAUGGUGCAUUUUCACGUCCUCCGCAUGAAGGACAGCUUCUUCUUAUGGGUAGGGAGCACCCCUACCCUCUCCAACCUUGCUGUAGCCAUGUGCACCAAGUUUGACCCAAUGCCAGUAUCCACAUUAAUCCUUGGAGAUUCCUCUGAUACCACUCCAAACUCUGUGGCACAAAGACUAGAAUGUACCAUGCAGCGAAGAAGACAGGAAAACAGGUUUUCAUCAGCUACAAUCUGCCCAGCACCAACACCAGUCUCUCACUGCAGGUGGAAAACCGAAUCAAAGAAGAAAUGAAAGCUCAUCCAGACAAGUUUUAGUUGUCCAUUUAAUUUUUUUUAAAGGAAUUUUGGGUUGAAUUGUUUAAUAAAAUGUUAUAAAUGCCA
This is a messenger RNA of Chiloscyllium plagiosum (whitespotted bambooshark), 597 nucleotides long. The record is from RefSeq and is a predicted model, not a curated record. Lineage: Eukaryota; Metazoa; Chordata; Chondrichthyes; Orectolobiformes; Hemiscylliidae.